Molecule: messenger RNA, 3227 nt
Organism: Ostrinia furnacalis (Asian corn borer)
Lineage: Eukaryota; Metazoa; Arthropoda; Insecta; Lepidoptera; Crambidae
Exons: 8
Coding region: 265-3162 (965 amino acids)
Source: RefSeq, a predicted model, not a curated record
UUGCACAUUUCUACAAUGUUAUUUUUUAAUUUGUUCAAGCAUAAUGUUGUUGUUUUCUUUUGUAAAUAUAAUUGUAUUAAAGUAAAAACUGGAGUAACUUAGCUGUGCGUCUUAUGAGUAAUAGCUUUAGAAAAAGUGAACGUCACCAACAGCGUUCUGACGACGCAACAGCCAAAACGGCCAAUCGGAUUUAAAGGGAAUAUUCGUAUUAACACACCAAAGUUCACCCAGCAGUAUGAUUACGUAGACAACUGGUGGCUAACCAUGCGAGGAUUGAAAGACACGUCGUACUUCUCCACUCGUACUACACCAAACAGAUUCUACCCAUUCUUCGAGCAGACCUUCACUCCGUCUACUGUUUCGACCACAGUGAUUUUUGAUGAUUACCUAGACGGUGCAGACCCUGCUGACCCCGAGAGAAAUUCCAGCUAUGAGGUCGACUAUGGUGGAAUGAGGACACACCAAAAUAACGUACCAAUAGAUUCACACGCCAACGAUAAUACUAAUAUGAAGAGACAAGGACUAAAUCCAUUGCUGUAUGAUAUAGCAAAUGUAAAAGCGCGGCAUAAUCAGAUACAUAAAAUGAUGGUUCAGAAUGUAUUUGGAUUUAAAACUACUGAAGCUAGAAUACCUAUUGUUGUUAAUGACAAUUUAAGAGGGACAACUCACAAAAUAGAAGCUAUGAGGGAACUAAAUGCAAAACCGAAGUAUGUUGAAGAUUUGAAAGGAACAUCUCACAAAGUAGAAUCUAAUAAAGAACCAAAUGCAAAAUCAAAGCAUGUUGACGAUAGAGUGAAAAGAAUAGAUGUAUUCAAGACAGGGCAUGACCAUAAUGUAAAUGUAUUUUAUAACAAAGUAGUGAAGAGCCAUCAGAUGAAUGUUAGUGAGAAUGAUAUGCCGAUGCUAACUGCUGAGGAAAUUGAAGACAUCAAAAGAUAUUACGGGUUGAGUGAUGGAGAUCUUGUUACUGACAUGAUUGCGAGUGCUACACUACCCGCAAUCAACAGACAAGGAAUUGGAGCAGAAGUACGACUCACAACUGAUGAGCCGGGUCAGUAUCAGUACCCUGACACAUCGGAGCCGCCUUUGGAGCCCGAUUUUGGAAGCCUCCCGCCUCAAGACGCCACUUUGGCCCCUUGGCUGCCGUGGAUGACUCACCCCUCCGGCGAUACCACUCGCUUUGAGGUGACAAGAAGCACCACCACCCAAACCCCAUCUCCAAUGUACGACGACAGUGCCUGGACACAAAGGCCUGGAGACCUGCUAGAGCCACUCAGGAUCGAAAUGGGCGUCUUCAAGAUGGGCUUCUUCUCCAUAUUCGUCAGCCACGGCGCCUUCAUCAUCAGUAAUAAGACUGACAGUGAAGUGCGGAAACUAAGCUUGGCUGUGGAGCCUGAGUUGGAGAUUUUAAAAAAGUUCGACCUCCGGAGCUUUGGAGAACCGUUUCUAGGGGCUUUUGAAAGUUUUGCCAAACAAUUGGGAGAGUGGCCUGUGGACGAUAUCAAAGCUCACUGCAGAAACCUGAACUACGGCAUCCAUGUGAGAAGAGACCACUUCACCGACGAUCUGAACGCAUUGAUCGACUACAUUGACUACUUAUUCAGAGAAGAUGAGGGUAUUAACCUUUUUAGGUCCCUGGAAGUCUUGAACAACUACCCUAACGGCUCAGAACACUCCUUUGACGUCAUUAGGAAUAUUUCUGUUGCUUUAUUCGCGCCUUACAGAAGACUGGCUGGUACUAAUGAGAGGAAGGUGUUGGUAGAUACCAUCAACGAGUAUGUUGGACAAUUUUAUGUUACUUUACCUGCCAGAAGGGUAUUCAUGGGAAAUAACAGCAUUUUGAAUAAGCUACUGAACUUUGAUACGAAGUUUGCAGAAGUUAGUGAAGAUAGUAAAACUAAGGUUAGAAAUGAAACAGCAAAUAAGUCUACUGGACUUCCUUGUACAAACCGAUGUGAUAAAGAUAGUAAAUAUCGAAAUGUAACUAAGGAGAGAAUGAUUAAAAAGAUUAGAAAUUCUUCAUAUCACAGAGAAAUAAACAAAAAACCAACGACAGUAAAGCGAUCUCAAAAGACUCCUAAACAACUUACAACUCAGCUGAUAAGACACAGAAGAAUCAGAUUAACUGAAGGUCCGAAAAUAUACAAAAAGUACGUGCUACUAAAACUACACAGAAAACACAAGAAGAAAAGGAAAGAAAAACUUAGAGAAUUCAAACUAAAAUAUUUCGGGAAACACAAAAAAUACGCAAAUUUGACAGGUUACAAGAAAUAUUCUAAAAUUAAAGCGGAAAAAUUAAGAGAUAAGCUAAAACUAAACAUAACGGAAACUGAUUUUGAUGAAGAAUAUGCUAGUAACUCUGAAUAUCACACUGAUUUUAACAUUGAUGAUGAUACAAAAUUGACAAAUUCUAAAGUAAAUAAAGUUAAGAAAACUAUCCAUAAUGCUCUUACAACAUCGAAAAAACUUUAUGUAGAAAAUAAUUCAACCAUUUCAUACAAAAGCAAACAAAAAAUAAAAAAGACUAAAAAAUCCCAGUUGGGUUCUCUAAAACUUGAUGUUUCUAAUUUCACAAUUAAAAGUUCAACCGAAAAAAUAAAGAUAAGAAAUAACAAAUCUGACAAAAGUGUAAAUAUACUCCGAAAUAACAAUAGAGCUGUAACAGAUUCCCAUAAUCACUUACCAUCACCUUAUAAUAAAGAAGUAUUCCAUUCAAAAAAACGUCUAGAUACUAGCAAUAAAUGUGCAACAACAGAUAAAAAUAAUGUCAGACUUAAAAGUGAAACAAUUAAAAAUAAUAUAGCUGUUUUAUCAAGUUAUAGUGACGAUGAAGAUACCCUAAAAAUUCGCCUAUCCGAUGCUUUGAGACAUAAUAAAGAAUAUUUUAAACAGAAUAGAAGAGCAAAUAAUGUCGCCAAUAAUAAAAUUUACAAUAGAAUUAAUAAAUUAUCCAGUUACAGUAGUGAAGAGGUGGUAUUGAAAUCUAACAUUUAUAAGUCAUUGGGUUUUCAAAACUACAGGAAACACGAUAUAGAACGUAGAAUGAAUGGUAAUGAUGUUAAACUUAAAAUAUUAGAAAGAUUCAAACCAGUAAACGAAAUAUCUAGCUAUAGCGAUGAAGAGAACGUUUUAAAAGAUAAGUUAAAAAUGUUUAGACAAUAACUACUGAUUGAAAUGUAAUUUUAUUUGGAUCGAGUUUUGUAUUUUUAUUACAGUAAAGGACUGCU